CGCGCGAGAGGACCCCAGCGCUGAUUCCACAGCGCACGCGUCACAAUAUCAAACUUUUUAAAACAGGACGAAAUGAAGCGACUCCGGCUCGUGCUUCUGACCGCGUUACUAUGGCAAUGCUGCCAUGCCCAGCAGAGAGGUCUGUUCCCGGCUGUGUUGAACUUGGCCUCCAUGGCAGAUAUCUCCACUAAUGCGACCUGUGGUUCCACGGGUCCGGAGAUGUUCUGUAAGCUGGUGGAACAUGUACCCGGCCAGCCCAUAAGAAACGCUCAGUGUCGAAUCUGCAACCAAAAGAGUACAACACCCACAGAACAACAUCCCAUAGAGUACGCCAUAGACGGGACAAACCGUUGGUGGCAAAGUCCCUCUAUCCAGAAUGGAAGAGAGUACCACUCUGUGACAAUCACUCUGGACUUAAAACAGGUUUUCCAGAUAGCCUAUAUGAUCAUAAAGGCAGCCAACUCCCCGCGCCCAGGUAACUGGAUCUUAGAGCGUUCAAUAGAUGGCGUCACCUUUGACCCCUGGCAGUACUACGCCAUGACAGAUACAGAGUGCCUGACGAGGUUCAACAUCAACCCGCGGACCGGAAAUCCAUCCUACACCCGAGAUGAUGAAGUUAUCUGCAUCUUUUAUUCAAAGAUCCAACCACUGGAGAACGGAGAGAUCCACGCGUCUUUGAUCAAUGGCCGGCCGAGUGCAGACGACCCCUCCCAGACCCUGCUGAACUUCACCUCCGCCCGCUACAUCAGGCUGGUGUUUCAGCGAAUCAGAACGCUGAACGCCGACCUCAUGACUCUGACUCAGCGUGACCCGAAGGAGGUCGAUCCCAUCGUGACGAGAAGGUACUAUUAUUCCAUUAAGGACAUUUCAGUGGGAGGGAUGUGUAUCUGUUACGGCCACGCCAAAGCUUGCCCGCUCAACACGGAUACUAAGAAGUUCAGCUGUGAGUGUGAACACAACACAUGCGGGGAAAGCUGUGAUCGUUGUUGCCCCGGUUACAACCAGCAGCCCUGGAUGGCGGGAACCUUCCUGACUCGACAUGUCUGCGAAAAGUGUAACUGCCACAAUAAGGCAGAGGAGUGCUCCUUUAAUCAGACAGUAGCAGACCUGUCACUCAGCCUGAAUGUCCAAGGUCAAAACAGAGGGGGCGGAGUCUGUAUCAAUUGCCACGACAACACAGCUGGAAUCAACUGUCAGACAUGUGCUGCGGGAUAUUACAGACCCGCCGAGGUGAGCGCUGAGGAGGAGGACCCCUGCAUCCCCUGCUCAUGUGACCCGCAUGGCUCUAUCAGCCUAUCAUGUGUCCCGGAUUCAAGCCAGGCUACUCCUCUUCAGCCAGCAGGGUCAUGCCGGUGUAAGGAGGGUUUUGGGGGUCUGCAAUGUGACAGGUGUGCUGUGGGUUAUAUGGGCUACCCGUCCUGCCAGCGCUGUAACUGCAGUGUGGAGGGAAGCGCCAACGCUGACCCGUGUGUAACACCGUGUGUGUGCAAGGAAAACGUGGAGGGAGGGAACUGUGACCGCUGUAAACUGGGAUUCUUCAACCUGCAAGGUUACAAUCCAAGAGGCUGCGACAAAUGCUCCUGUAUGGGCAUCUCCAGCCAGUGCUCGUCCUCCACAUGGUCCUAUCACAAUGAGACCACUCUGACGGGCUGGCACCUGCUUGGAGAAACAGGAGGAAGAGUGUGGUCCGUUCACAGACAGACUCCUCCAUACCUCAGCGUCCGACACUCAGACGUUGUGAAUGACCUCGGCUCAGCGUACUACUGGAACGCACCUGAGCUAUACCUGGGAAACAAGAUUUCAGCGUAUGGAGGGAGUUUGGUCUACACUGUGUCCUAUACUACAGACCAACAAGAGCCAAUGGCCAUCAGAGUCACCUCCCAACCCGACCUGAUCAUAGAGGGAGGCGGGAUCAAGAUUAUUGACAGAAGGUUCGGCCAACCGGUGUACCCGUCAUCGCCAAGCACCAAUCACAUUCCUCUUUCACCCGCUAACUUCCUGGUUGCAGAGAGCGCUCAGCCAAUCGGUCGCAGGGAUUUCUUGUCGGUGUUGGCCAACGUGACCAGAGUGAUGGUGCGGGCCUCUUAUAGCACAGAGACAAGCGCUGUGUACAGACUCCACUCAUUCUCUAUGGAGGUAGCCAAUCCCUCUGCUGGAGGAGAGAGGAGGGCAGCGGCUGUGGAGAGCUGCUCCUGUCCUCCUGGAUAUGCUGGAACUUCCUGUGAGACAUGCGUUCCUGGUUUCCGAAGGGUGAACGGGAAUCUGUAUAGCGGUGUGUGUGAAGCUUGUCGUUGCCACGGACACAGUACACAAUGCCAUGAGGUCACAGGACACUGCCUGGACUGCUCCCACCACACCUAUGGCCCUCACUGUGACACCUGUCUACCUAGUUACUAUGGCAACGCCACCCGUGGGUCACCUGCGGACUGCCAGCCCUGCGCCUGCCCGCUCAAUCUUCCUAGUAACAAUUUCAGCCCCACCUGCCAUCUCGGGAGAGAAGGGGAGCUGCUGUGUGACCAGUGCCAGCCCGGGUACACAGGACCACGCUGUGACAGAUGUUCCAACGGAUUCUUCGGCCGGCCCUCUGAGCCCGGGGGAUCCUGUGAGCCCUGCGAUUGCCAUGACAACCUGGACCUGUCCAUACCCGGCAGCUGCGAUCCAAUCACAGGCCAGUGUCUGCUCUGUCGUCAAGGUUACGGUGGCUCGUCUUGCGACAGUUGCGCUGACGGUUACCACGGAGAUGCGAUCACAGCGAAAAACUGCCAACCCUGUCAGUGUCACACUAAUGGCUCUGUAUCUGAGGUUUGCAACAAGGAGACUGGACGGUGCGAGUGCAAACAAAAUGUGGCUGGACGACAGUGUGACGAGUGCAUUCCUAACUGCUGGUGGGACGCUGAGCUGCAGGACUGUGUCCCCUGUGGCUGCAGCCCCCCCGGCUCCAUGUCUCAGCGCUGCGACGUCGAGGGCCGCUGCAUCUGUCGGCCCGGCUUUGUGGGCCGGCACUGUGACCUGCGUCGCCAAGGUUACGAGAGGCGGGAGACCCGAAGGCCGGUGGAGCGUGUUCCCCUCGCAGCCGUGCAUCAGAGAUGGGGGGGCUCCUCCCGCACGGGGGGGUGUCCCAGGGGGGCGUACAGGCCGAGCACAGGGCCUCAGACUCACGGCAUCAGCACCGGAGGAGUGUGUGUCCCGUGUCACUGUAACUCGUUCGGGUCCAAGUCGUUCGACUGUGAUGAAGCCGGUCAGUGUCGCUGCCAGCCCGGCGUCUCCGGACCCAAAUGUGACCGCUGCUCUCGAGGAUUCUUCAACCACCAGGAGGGCGGCUGCACACCUUGUCAGUGCAGUCAUGUGGGGAAUAACUGCGACACUACCACGGGGCAGUGCAUCUGUCCUCCAAACACCAUCGGAGAGAGGUGCGACAACUGCGCCCCCAACCACUGGGGCCAUGACAUCACCACCGGAUGCAAGGCGUGCGGCUGCAGCGGGGUCGGCGCGGUAACGCAGCAGUGCAACAUGAACACAGGCUGCUGCAUGUGUCGAGACGCCUUCAGAGGAGAGAAGUGCAUUGAAUGUCAAAUUGGAUACAGAGACUUUCCUCAGUGCACCCAGUGCGAGUGUGACGUCGCCGGGUCCGACAGCCAGACCUGCGACCUGGAGAGGGCCGUGUGCGCCUGCGCCGAUCGGACGGGGAAGUGUAGCUGCAAGGCAAAUGUGGAAGGACACAACUGUGAGGGCUGUAAGUCGGACACGUUCGGGUUGUCUGUUCAAAACCCUCACGGCUGCAGCAACUGUUACUGUUACGGUCUGACCAGCUCCUGCUCAGAGGCUCAGGGGCUCAUCAGGAUGUGGUUGGCGCUGAGGCCCGAGCAGACGGUGCUCCCUCUGGUGGAUAAAGCCAACACCGUGGAGACGAGGAGAGGAGUGACGUUCCAGCAUCCGGAGAUCAUCGCUCACACAGACGUGCUCACCUCAACUCUCUCUGAACCGUACUACUGGAAACUACCCGAGCAGUUCAGAGGCUCCAUGAUCACAGCAUAUGGUGGACAGUUGAAAUAUGCUGUGUACUUUGAGGCCAGAGAGGAAACCGGUCCUUCAUCCUACGAGCCUCAGGUCAUCAUUAAAGGCGGUCCUAACCGUAAUAUCCUGAUGACACGGCACAUACCGGGACUGCAGAUUGGCACGCUCACCCGCCACGAGAUCGACAUGACAGAGCACGAGUGGAAGUACGCAGAUGGCAGGUCCAUGACUCGAGAAGACUUCAUGGAUGUUUUGUUCUAUGUGGAAUAUAUCCUCAUUAAGGCUUCUCACGGAAACUUGAUGAGACACAGCCGUAUUUCAGAACUCAGUUUGACGGUGGCCGAGGAAGGCAGACCAAGCAAAGAGACCUUGAAAGCCCAUCAGAUAGAGAAGUGUGAUUGUCCAAUCGGAUACUCCGGAUUCUCCUGUGAGGAGUGCGCUGCAGGUUUUUACCGUCUUCGCUCCGGCUCCACAGCAUCUGCUCCUGCGUCCAGAGUGCCAACCGCUGCCGGCAUGGGCAGCUGUGUUCAAUGCCAAUGCAGUGGGCACUCUUCCACCUGUGACCCUGAGACAUCCAUAUGCCAGAAGUGCCAAGACAACACAGAGGGCGAUCGGUGUGAGCGCUGCGCUGCGGGUUUCUAUGGUGUGGUCCGAGGUUUCCAUGACGACUGUAAACCCUGCGCCUGUCCCCUCACAAACCCAGAGAACAAUUUCAGUCCAACGUGUGUAACAGAGGGAUACGAUGACUACAGAUGUACCGCCUGUCCUGAGGGAUAUGAGGGCAAAUACUGUGAGAGGUGUUCUACCGGUUACCAUGGUAACCCGCGGAUGCCAGGCGGCCACUGCGAGGAGUGUAAGUGUUCGGUGUGGGGGGCGCUGCCCGGACCGUGUGACCCGGUCACUGGCCAAUGCCGGUGCAGGGUCGGGGCAUCGGGGACGUCAUGUGACCAGUGCAUGGACCGGCAUGUGUGUGGAGCCGCUGGCAUCAUCUCAUGUGAUGAUGAGUGCUCGGGUCUGUUGAUCAGUGACAUGGACCGCCUGUACCGCAUCAUCACUGAGGUCACCCUGACGUCGCCCCUCCCACCACCUUAUAAGGUGUUGUACCGCUUCGAGAACAUGACGGAGGAACUAAAGCACAUGCUGUCACCUCAGAAAGCUCCGGAGAGAUUACUGCAGCUGGCCGACUCCAACAUGGGAUCACUGGUGGUUGAGAUGGACCAGCUACACAGCAGGGCCACCAAGGUGUCUGCUGACGGAGAGCAGGUGGAGGACGAUGCGGACAGGAUUCAUAAACGAGCUGAGGACCUGGAGCAGUUCAUCAGGGACACACUGCUGGGAGCUCGAGACCUCCAGUCCAAGGCUGCCGAGUUGAACCAAACUCUCUCUCGGAACGAUGGAACUCCAGAGAAAAGCCUGGAGGAGAUGAAGGAGGAGAUCCAGGCCAUGCUGGACGAGAUGAGAAAACGACAGCUGGGAGGGAAGAAGAACAUCGCCGACGAAGAGAUGGAAUUAGCAGAGGAGCUGUAUCAGAGAGUGAAGAGAUUAUUUGGCGACCCCCAUCAGGCCACAGAAGACCUGAAAGCAGAGAUAAAAGAGAAGCUCUCAGACCAUGAGGGGAAGCUGCAGGAGGCCCAGGAUCUGCUCCACUCUGCCCAGGGAAAGACCAGGGAGGCUGGAUCACUGGCUGAACAGAACAAGGCUAACCUCACAUCUCUGGAGAGGAAGAGCUCUGCAGUGAACGAGGUGAAACAGAAAGCACAGGAAGUCCUAGGAGAAGGAGAACGUUUUCUGGAUGAAGCUAACCAACUUUCUGAAAACAUCAACAAGGAGAUAGAGGAUUUGGAGGAGAUGGGCAGAGAGCUGGAUCCUCUUCAUGUGAAGCUGGAUGAUAAAGUCAAUCACCUCACCACUGGUUUGAAAGGCGGCGGCCUGGCCAAUCACGUGCACGAUGCAGAGGAACACGCCAAGCAGCUGAAUGAAUCUGCUGCCAUUUUGGAUAGUAUUUUGGCUGAAGCUAAAAACCUCUCCUUCAAUGCAACAGCUGCCUUCAAGGCCUAUAGCAACAUUAAAGCAAACGUUGAUGCAGCGGAGAGAGAUGCGAAGGCAGCCAAACAGAGUGCCAGUGAGGCUCUGGCUCUGGCUUUAGAUCCAGAGGUCCCAGUGAAGGAAGCCGCUCAGCAAGCCCUGCAGAAGAGCCACAAACUGCUGAACGAAGCCAAACAACUUCAAAAUGAUGUCAAAGAGAAUGAAGAUGGUGUGUCCGGGCUGAAGGGCAGAGUCAAAGCAGCGAGAGACAUGGCCAAAGACCUGCUGAAAGCUGUCAACGGAACCAUGGCGAUGCUCAACUCUAUCCCCAAUGACACAGCAGCUAAGCUAGCAGCCACAAAGGCUGUAGCAGCAGAUGCUAACGCCACCGCCAUCGACGUCCUGGAGCGCCUCGGGGAUUUGAACCUGCAACUCCAUGGCCUCCAGAGUAACUACAGCGAUCUGGAGGACACCGUCAAAGCAGCCAAUGACAUGAUCCAGGACCCGGAGAAAAACACCAUCAUCCACGCUGCAGGAGCUAAAGUGAAGGACUUAGAGGAUGAAGCUGAUAGGCUGUUGGAGAAGCUGCAGCCAAUCAAAAAGCUGCAGGACAACUUGAGGCGUAACAUCUCUCAAAUCAAAGAACUGAUCAACCAAGCCAGGAAACAAGCUAACUCGAUCAAAGUGUCAGUGUCAUCAGGUGGUGACUGUCUCCGUAGUUACCGCCCUGAUAUCAGGAAAGGGAGGUACAACACCAUCAUCCUCCACGUUAAAACCACCACACCCGACAACCUGCUCUUCUACAUGGGAUCAGCCAAAUAUGUUGAUUUCCUUGCCUUGGAGAUGCGUAAGGGGAAGGUGAAUUUCCUUUGGGACGUGGGUUCGGGUGUGGGGAGGGUCGAAUAUCCCCAUCACACCAUCCACGAUGGGAACUGGCACAGAAUAGAGGCGUCUCGUAAUGGGUUGAAUGGCACCAUAUCAGUUUAUCCUCUGGAGGGCUCCAUGGCGGGUAUGAUGCCGACCCCCGCCAGCGCCAACUCGCCCACGACCUUCACCAUCCUGGACGUGGACCAGAACGCCUACCUGUUUGUGGGAGGGAUACUCGGCACCGUCAAGAAAGCGGACGCAGUGAGAACAAACACCUUCACAGGUUGCAUGGGGGAGACCUUCCUGGACGGGAAACCUAUUGGACUGUGGAACUACAGAGAGAGACAGGGAGACUGUAAAGGAUGUGUCGUCAGCCCCCAGCGGUCGGAUGUGGAGGGGACGGUUCAGCUGGACGGGGAGGGCUACGCCGCGGUGGGACGUCCCACCAGGUGGAACCCAAAUGUUUCCAGCGUGACCUUUAAGUUCCGCACAUUUUCCUCCGAAUCCCUGCUCAUGUAUCUGGCUACUGAAGAUAUGAAGGACUUCAUGUCUCUGGAGCUGUCCGAGGGGAAGGUGAAGGUGAACUUUGACCUUGGCUCAGGAGUCGGCAGCGCCCUCUCAGCCAGCCGGCACAACGACGGACACUGGAAGUCCCUCACCAUGUCACGGAACAAGAAACAAGCCACGGUGACCGUAGUGGACAUCGACAGCGGUGCUGAGGAGAAAAUAGUGACGACGUCUCAGGGCGCGGCGACAGGUCUGAACCUCAAAGAACACCAGAAGAUCUACUUUGGAGGGCUGCCUACCAUUGGAAACUAUAGCAUGACAGCCAGGUCAGAGGUCACUCUGAAGCGGUAUGCUGGCUGUCUUCGGGAGAUUGAAGUCUCCAGGACUCCUUACAGUCUCCUCAGCAGCUCAGAUUAUACCGGGGUCACCAAAGGAUGUAAUGCAGAGAACCUGUACACGGUCAGCUUCUCUAAGCCGGGCUACAUGGAGCUGGGCGGCCUGUCGAUGGCGGUCGGCACGGAGAUCAGCCUGUCGUUCAGCACUCUGGCCGACACUGGGACCAUCCUGCUGGCUGUGGGCGGGGCUUCACCUGUCAUCAAGCAGGCCCGCAACUCAAACCUCCUCAGCACUAAGAGGAGACGCAGGCAGUCUGGAGAGCCCUACCUCUCAGUCAUGCUAAACAAAGGCUCUCUGGAGGUGUUGAUGUUUACCGGCAGCCACAGUCCGCGUCGUGUCAUCAGACGAGCCGAGCAAGGCGCACUGAAUGAUGGGAGAGAGCACUCGCUGCGCAUAGAGAGGCAGCCUGGCAGAUCUUUUGCAGUUCAGGUGGACGAGGAGGCCAAGAGGGAGGCAGCGCUCCCCAACGACCAGCCUGUGAGCCUGAAGCGCGUCUUCCUCGGUGGUAUUCCUGCAGAAGUAGAGCAGACGUCCAACAGAGCCAACAUCCCAUUCCAGGGAUGCAUAUGGAACCUCAUGGUCAACGCUGUUCUCUCAGAUUUCUCCCUGCCUGUGUCCUUUGAGAACGCUGAAAUCGGACAGUGCCCCAACAUCGCCCCUCCGCCAGUUCCUCUUGCACUGCCUGAGGAAGAGGAGCCCGAGGAGGAAAAGGAGGUGUCGAAGCCUCUCAGUCCUCCUUUGACCCCGACACCAGCCCCAGGUCCUCCUGCUGAGGCCACGCCCCCUCCUGCUGCCACGCCCACUGCUGCUGCAGCUCCGCCCACCGCCAAAACGGAGCCCAGCGCUGACUUGGACUCGUGUGCGUCAGCUGUGGCCCCGGCCGCUCUGGAGAAGGCUUAUCAGUUCGGACUGACCAAGAACAGCCACAUGAGCUUUGCCUUUGAAGACGCCAAAGUCAGAGAGAGGUUAAUAUUGGAGUUUGAGCUGAGGACGAAGGAGGAGUCUGGUCUCGUUCUCUACAUGGCAAGAAUCAACCAUGCUGACUUUGUCACCAUCCAGAUCAAAGACGGACAGGUGUGUCUGGGGUAUGAUCUCGGUCAUGGAAACAUCUCUGGCUGCGUCCCCUUCUCCAUCAAUGAUGGGAACUGGCACAAGAUCCGUGUGAGCCGUGUGAAGCAGAGAGGUCUUCUCAUGGUUGAUGGGCGAUACAGCAAACAGAUGAUCAGUCCAAAGAAGGCUGACCUGUUGGACGUGGUGGGACUCCUGUAUGUUGGUGGAUUUCCGACAAACUACACAAGCAAGAGAAUAGGACCGAUUCUCUACAGUAUCAAUGGAUGUAUUCGUAACAUGAAGAUGGUUGGAGGUGCUGUAAGCGCUAAGCCAGGUGCUACAGGCCGCGCUGAGGCUGUCAUUGAGGACUUUAAAUUGGACAUGGCCACGCCUUCCUCCAGUCACAUGGUGGGAAGAUGCUUUGUUGCUACGGAGACGGGCACCUACUUUGAAGGCACUGGCUUCCUGAAAGCAGUCUCUUCCUACAGAGUGGGUCUGGAUGUGUCGAUAGCCUUAGAGUUCAGGACCAGCAGAACCAAUGGGGUGCUUUUGGGCAUCAGUAACCAAGCCAACGAUGGACUGGGACUAGAGAUUGUCGAGGGCAAGCUGCUCUUCCACGUUGACAACGGAGCUGGACGAAUCACAGCGGAGCACGUGCCUGAGGGCGAGGGCUUCUGCGACGGCCAGUGGCACUCGGUCACUGCCAAGAAGCUGCGGCACCGCGUGGAGCUGGUGGUGGACGAGAAGCAGAGCCAAUCAGAGAGCCCCAACGCUCGCUCCAACACGUGUGACACAAACGACCCCAUCUACGUCGGAGGAUAUCCAGGUGGAGUUCGGCAGGCGGCUCUCUCCACCAGCACUUCCUUCAGAGGUUGUAUGAGGAACCUGAAGAUCACCAAAGCUUCUAAGACCAUGGAGGUGCAGUUCAACAAGGCUCUGGAGAUUAAAGGAGUGCAGCCUCUCUCCUGUCCCGCUGCAGCUGCAUAACUGCUACCUUAGAGCUUCCCCUUUGUUGUCCACUCAACAAGGGGCUACACAUGUUCAAAUCUUGCCGCUCUUCUCAUUUCUUUGUUUGGUCUCCUCUAUCGCCCUGCCUUUGACCCAGAAAUGUAUCUCAGUGUACUUUUGAAGGAAGGAUGUCUCGAGCAGAGUAUGGAUAGGUGUAUUCUUUCAUAAUCGUUGACAUAGAAAGUGGCGUGACAAUGGACAGAUUACAGUUACAUUUAAUUGACUAAAAUGAUUGCUCCAAAGCAUAGAUGUCUUAUUUUUUGGUUGCCUCGACUCCUAUCUCCUCAUGUCUCUUCCUUGCUUCCUGUUGCUUCAGUAAGACACAAGAAAAGGAUGCACAAUCAGAGAAAUGAGAACAGCCCUCAGCCUUUAAACCUGCACUUCACAAUGUUUUUAUUUCAGUGUGUAAAGCCCUCUUUGCAAGUUACCUGGUGCAGUUUUGAAGAAGGUAACAGACUUUUAACAACGUUUUAGCACCCUCCAAACGUUAACCCUUACAUUUUCAGAGACCCUGACUUAAUGUACAUUGUAAGACUCUGGACAAUAAAUCUUAUCAUGGCUACACAU
Messenger RNA from Trematomus bernacchii (emerald rockcod), 10434 nucleotides. RefSeq names its product laminin subunit alpha-2-like. Lineage: Eukaryota; Metazoa; Chordata; Actinopteri; Perciformes; Nototheniidae. The record is from RefSeq and is a predicted model, not a curated record. Gene Ontology annotation, biological process: regulation of cell adhesion; regulation of cell migration; cell adhesion. Gene Ontology annotation, molecular function: signaling receptor binding.